AUGGAACAAAUUGAUCAGCAUAAAAAGCUUUAUUACGAGGAACUAGAUCUCUUAUACGAACAACCUGAAAAUUGGGACGAGAAUGAUAAUUUAAAACCAGAAAUUAUGGAAGCAUUUCUUGGAAAAUUUUCGGAAAAUAUUCUA
This is a messenger RNA of Racocetra fulgida, 144 nucleotides long. The record is from the annotation of a GenBank genome assembly. NCBI's taxonomy places the organism in Eukaryota, Fungi, Glomeromycota, Glomeromycetes, Diversisporales, Gigasporaceae.